Cotesia congregata is the source of this 1731-nucleotide messenger RNA. The record is from the annotation of a GenBank genome assembly. NCBI's taxonomy places the organism in Eukaryota, Metazoa, Arthropoda, Insecta, Hymenoptera, Braconidae.
AAAGUCAGAAUUCACAAACCCCUCUAUAGGAGAGAAAUUGGGAAGAAGAAAUUUCGAGCAUGUUCCGAUUUGCGUUCAUGGAUUAAUGGCAUCAUGGCGACCGGCAAAGGAAUAGCAGCGAUAUUCCGACCGCGAAAUAUUAGAUUUAUUGGUAAUAAUAAUUUUAAUAAACUCCAAAGUGAUUAUCUAGUGACAAAUAAUGACUGUCACCGAUUAUUUUCCUCGACGACUCUUGGUGUCGACACGUGGGCCAAAAGUUACAGUGAUAAACGUCUAGAUAAAUUUUCAACACUGAAACGCAACUUUCAUGUGACAAAUAAUUUACUGGCUGCUAAAGCUAAUUAUUAUGAAGUACUUGGGUUGUCGAGAAACUGCUCCGCAAAGGAAAUCAAGAAAGCGUACUUUCAAAUGGCUAAAAAGUAUCACCCGGAUCAGAAUAAAAGCCCGGAUGCUGCUGAUAAAUUUAGGCUAGUCUCGGAGGCUUAUGAAGUUCUGAGUAAUGAAACUAAGAGAAAAGAAUAUGACACCUGGGGUGCGACAUCUGAGCAGAUGGGCAUGGGUAAUGCAGGGUUCAAUCCUGGCAGUGCUAGUGGAGGAGGAGGAGGAGGACAAGGGCAAGGAUAUGCCAACCAUAAUUGGAAUUUCCAAUCUACGAUAAACCCCGAAGAAUUGUUUAGGAAAAUAUUUGGAGAGGCUGGAUUUAAAACGGGAAAUUUUUCAGACUUUGACGACUAUGCAGACACUAAAUACGGUUUUGGUACUGCACAGGAGGUUAUAAUGAACUUGACAUUCGCACAAGCAGCCCGAGGUGUCAACAAAGAAAUAACUCUAAACGUCGUUGAUAUUUGUGACAAAUGUGAAGGAUCUAGGUGUGAACUUGGAACGAAAGCUAUUAAAUGUCAACAAUGCAAUGGUACGGGAAUGGAAACUAUCAGCACUGGGCCAUUUGUAAUGAGAUCAACAUGUAGAUCUUGUCAUGGGUCUAGAGUCUACAUCAAAAGUCCUUGCAGGGAAUGUCAAGGCAAAGGCCAAAAUGUCCAACGAAAAAAAGUAAUCGUACCUGUACCAGCUGGCGUUGAAGAUGGACAAACAAUUCGUAUGGCUGUUGGAACAAAAGAAGUUUUCAUUACAUUCCGCGUAGAAAAAUCGCGUUACUUCAGACGCGACGGAGCUGAUGUGCAUACAGACGCGGAGAUAUCACUCGCGCAAGCAGCCUUGGGUGGAACUAUAAAAAUCCAAGGUGUCUAUGAGGAUCAUACUGUCCAAAUUCCCCCAGGAACAUCGUCCCACUCUAAAGUUCGACUAUCUGGAAAAGGAAUGAGGAAAGUAAACGGGGUAGGUUACGGAGAUCACUAUGUCAAUAUUAAAAUUACAGUACCAACGUCGCUUACGGAACAGCAAAAAGCUCUGUUGAUGGCUUACGCGGAGUUGGAAUCUAACACACCUGGUUCAGUCUUCAAUGUCACUUCUAAAAAAGACGGCUCCGCUGGGGAAACUCAAGCGAAACAAGAAGUACAGGGUGAAAAUAAUCAACCCGAUGGAACGAAACAGUGUUACGAUGGGCCUCUGAAUUUAAUAGAAUUGAUAAGAAAAGCUUUAAAUGAGUCGCAAUCAUCUGAUGUUAAACGGACGUCUGAUAAAACAACCAAUGAAUCUACCAGUAAUAAAAAAUCAAAAAUUGACGACAACAGCAGCGAUCACCAGAUGAAGAUGAAUCAGAAGAUGCCUUAA